UCUUUCUCAGUUUAUUAGUUGACUUCAGAUGAGAUCCCCAAGUUGUGAGGUUCAACCUCUGGGUUAAGAGGCAUUGAUUUUAGUUGUUGAAUUAAAAAUGGAGAAGUACCAAAUUAUUAAGGAUUUGGGAGCUGGAAGUUUUGGUGUUGCAAAACUUUGUCGGCAUGAAGAGACCAAAGAGCUUGUAGCCAUCAAGUUCAUAGAACGUGGUCCGCAGGUCGAUGAGAAUGUGGAAAGAGAGAUUAUAAACCAUCGAUCCCUUCGACAUCCAAAUGUCAUUCGUUUCAAGGAGGUCAUUUUAACCACGACCCACUUGGGUAUGGUGAUGGAAUAUGCUGCUGGGGGAGAACUUUUCGAAAGAAUUUACUGUGGUGGUCGUUUUUCAGAAGAUGAGGCGAGAUAUUUCUUCCAGCAGCUGAUUUGUGGAGUCCAUUAUUUUCAUUCAUUGCAAAUAUGUCAUAGAGAUUUAAAACUAGACAAUAUCCUUUUAGAUGGAUCUAUAGCCCCACGCUUGAAGAUCUGUGAUUUUGGUUUCUCCAAGUCAUCCAUGUUGUAUUCAAUACCACAUAUAAAUGUUGGUUCAACAACAUACGCAGCACCAGAUGAUGUACCAAAAGAGCAACAUAAUGGAAAAUUAUACCCGUUGCAUUCAACGCCAAAGACAGCCGUUGGUUCUCCAACAUAUUCAGCACCAGAGGUUCUAGUUGGAGGACAAUAUGAUGGAAAGGUUGCAGAUGUAUGGUCAUGUGGAGUUGCUCUCUAUAUUAUGUUGGUUGGUGCAUACCCUUUUGACGACCCCAAUGAUUCUAAAAACUUCCAAAAAACUAUUAAGCGAAUAAUGGCUGUACAGUAUAAAAUUCCAGAUUAUGCUCGUUUAUCUCAAGAUUGUCGACAACUACUCGCUCGCAUCUUUGUUCGUAAUUUCUCUAAGAGAAUUUCGCUGAAAGAGAUUAGGUGUCAUCCAUGGUUCUUAAAGAACUUGCCAAGGGAACUGACAGAAACAGGCCAAGCCUUCUAUUACAAGUCGGGAAAUCCAGCCUUCUCUAGACAGAGUGUGGAAGAAAUCAUGAAGAUCGUGGGUGAGGCGAGAAAGCCACUAUCCCCAUCAUCGACAACCAUCGAAGAAGAAGAAGAGGAAGAAGAGGAAGAGGAGGAAGAGGAAGAGGAAGAGGAAGAGGAAGAGGAAGAGGAAGAGGAAGAGGAAGACGAAGAGGAGGAGGAAGAAGUUGAACUUGAUAUAGAUGGGGUUGUCAAAGGAAGAAAUCACAAAAACUGUGUUGCAGAGGCUACAUUGUUGGAGACUUCGAGCUUGCUAUGUCAAGAGAAAAAUUUCAAAACUCUUAGAACUUAA
This is a messenger RNA of Cucumis melo (muskmelon), 1351 nucleotides long. RefSeq names its product serine/threonine-protein kinase SRK2H-like. The record is from RefSeq and is a predicted model, not a curated record. The transcript is spliced from 11 exons. Lineage: Eukaryota; Viridiplantae; Streptophyta; Magnoliopsida; Cucurbitales; Cucurbitaceae. Gene Ontology annotation, biological process: intracellular signal transduction; protein phosphorylation. Bases 98 to 1351 code for a protein of 417 amino acids. Gene Ontology annotation, molecular function: ATP binding; protein serine/threonine kinase activity.